Molecule: messenger RNA, 2380 nt
Organism: Dendronephthya gigantea
Lineage: Eukaryota; Metazoa; Cnidaria; Anthozoa; Malacalcyonacea; Nephtheidae
Exons: 9
Coding region: 534-2300 (588 amino acids)
Molecular function (GO): protein binding
Source: RefSeq, a predicted model, not a curated record
AAGUUCGGACAGCAAAAUAUUGAAAAAAAUAUUAUCUAAGAAGCCUAACAAUAGAUAUCACAGCAAUAACAGAUGAGACCUCGGUUGAAUCUGUUUUUUCUUUGUCCUGGUGGUCACGACAGUGUCUGUAAACAUGUAGCUGCUUGUUUGUCUUUUGUUCACGACUGUCUGUAUUCCUCAUCAGGUCCAACGGACAGGCUUUGGUAUUAAUUUACCCGAAGUUUUGCGACAACCACUCAAAUACUUUCAAGGCUUUCCACGCAAAACCCAUGCGCCGUGUGCAAAGAGGUCUAUAGGGAAAAUUAUGAAAUUUCAUGCCCGUUUCUAUGCUUUCCCUCGCAACGUGAUCCUGGAUACUUGAAUCAUCCUUUCGUUUUAAAAACACCACUUGUCCUCUCGGUCACAUUUGCCAGUUUUAGCCAACACAUUUGAUGCAAAAUCUGUUUUUUUCUUCUCUAAUUUGAUUGACGGUUUCACUUCAAUCAUAUGCACACUUUUUUUUCAUAUUUUUUGCUUCUUUUCUUAGGAAACAUAUGCAUUAUUCUAAUAUUUGGUUUAUGUUUUUGGUCGUCACUUUGAUCUCGCGGACUGCUAAUGGAGUCUGUAAGCAACAACCGGAAUGCGGACGAACAACACCAAAGAAUAUUAAGUUUUCUGGUCUUAUAACUGGGCCGAGAUAUUAUUCGCAUCCAGGACCACUAACUUUGACCUGUAAUGCAUCUGGUGAUAUACAAGAGAUGUACUGGGAACGAACUGAUGUUAAUGGUAGUGUGCGACAAUUGAAUUACACAACAUUUGGGAAAGUUUCGUCCUUUUGGAUUGCAACAUUAGACAACUAUUUAUCCACCAACGAUCCUAGGUUUAGUUUCAUCUGCGUAGCUCUGGAUAUUUGCUGUAAUAAGCAGAUAACAGAACGAUCCAAAACUAUAGAACUAAGGAAAACUAAAGCUACUCCAAGCAAAUGCAUUAAAGAUAUUUUGAUUAUUGUUGAUAAUACAGCUUUUCUUCAACACAUAAACUUUAUGUACUGUAAAGUCUUUCUUCAUGUACUUGUCGACAAUCUUCAACUGAAUGUCUCACCAGAAGGAAGCCAUAUUUCAAUCAUGGCGUUUAGUGACAAGGGAUAUACUGAAGUACUAUUAUCAAUGAAAAGUCGGAAUAAAACGGAUUUGGUAAGCAGAAUCAUCGGGCUCCGCCAUCCCUUUUGGACAAGUCAUCAUCUAAAAAGAACAGAUGUAGCCUUACUAAAAGCAAAUGAGAUAUUCAAGAGAAAUAAUUCACUAAAUCAUCGAGAAGAUAAAGACGAUGUCAUAAUCCUGCUCACUGAUGGGCCACCAACGACAAGGUCGUCAGAAGUUGAAGAACCGCACGACAUCGCCAUAGCUGAAGCAAAAAAACUGAGAGACAAAGGCAUAAUCAUUGUUGGGAUUGCUGUUGGUAACCGUCAACAAAAAGUUAGAACGGUGCCAUUCUUGACAAAUAUAUCAACAGCUGGUCAAACGCUUACAUCAUCAUUUGAUGAUUUGGGUCUGUUGGACGACAGAAUUGUCUACGCUUUCUGUCCCCGACCUCCUCUUGGACCAAGUGAACCUAGAAACUUCUCCGUCGUGGUACAUGGAAAAAGUUUAACACUUUCAUGGCUGAAGCCAGAAAUUGCUGCUAAUAAUAUUGUCGAUCAUUAUAUAGUAUCCUGGGGGACAAAUCAGAGUGACUUAUUGUUCCAAAAACCAGUUGAGUCAAGUCCUUUUUUAUGUGAUUUUGAAAAACCUGGAUUAUACAAUUUUAAAGUGCAAGGUGUUGAUAAGAAUGGUAUCAGUGGUGAAGCCGUCUAUCUUUACAACGUAACAAUCGAGGGACGGAAGGGUGUUCCAACAAAGAGUGCAGAGAAUCCACGAGUUGUUUCAACGGACAAUGCCGUGGGUGGUCAAAACAUCUCAACGGCCAUUAUUGGGGCGGUAGCAGGAUCUGGUGUGUUUAUUUGCCUUGCUGCGUUUUCCCUUUUUUUUAUAGUAAAGAAAAUUCAGAAUAGACGCAAAAAUAAUUCGAUCAAGGAAUUUGAAUCCUGGAUCGCAAAUUCCCGAAAUGAUACAUUGCUUGAGCUGGAACAGUUGAACGAAGAAAGCGAGCUCCAGCCAGAAGAGAUCUCAUAUGUAACCUUAUUAAAAGACUGGGAAAUUUCGCCAAACCAACUGCACAUAAUGGAAAAAACACUCGGGGCUGGACAAUUUGGAAUCGUUAAACAAGCUUCAUAUACGGCUCCGGGCACGAUAAUGCUGAGCUUGUUGCUGUCAAAAUGUUGAAAGAUACUGCGAAGAAAUCUGAUAUAUCUGAUCUUUUGGCUGAGUUGGAGAUCUUAAAAAAGAUUAACAAAGAACCUCAU